AUGCCCUCCCGUCAAUUACCACCACCUCCACUCCGCCACCAACACCACAACCACUUCCGCCACCUUGUUAUCUUUCUGGCCUGCGGGCUGACGGCGACUUUUUCCCUCCUCAUUCUCCUCGCUCUCUGCCUUCGCAAGUUCACCAACAAAUGCACUUCUUCUUCCUGCGACACUGAUUCCAAGAAACCCCCUCACAAACUCUCCUACUCCCUCCUCCGCCAUGCUACGAACAACUUCUCGCCCUCCCUCCGCCUCGGUCAAGGUGGGUUCGGCUCCGUAUACCACGGCACCAUUAGGCUUGCCCCAAUCUCCAAGAACAUGCCUUUCCACGUUGCGAUCAAGCUCAUGGACUCUGGGUCACUCCAAGGUGAGCGUGAGUUCCAAAAUGAACUGUUUUUUUCCUCAAAAAUUAAUUCUCAAUACGUUGUUUCCGUGUUGGGUUUUUCGUCGAAUCCCAGAAAACGUCGAAUGCUUUUGGUUUAUGAGCUCAUGGAGAACGGCAGUUUGCAAGAUUGUCUUUUUCAACAAAAAAGUGGAGAGUUAAAAAACUGGGACAAGAGGUUUUUAAUUGCUUUGCAUAUAGCCAAGGGGCUUGAGUAUUUACAUCACUAUUGUGAUCCGCCAAUUAUUCAUGGUGAUGUUAAGCCGAGUAAUAUUUUGUUGGAUGGGAGUUUUAAUGCGAAAAUUGCUGAUUUUGGGUUGGCUAGGUUGAAGUUGGAAGAGAAUGUUGAAGGUGAGGUGAAGGAGGGUAAUUUGGGUAAUGGGGUGGAGGAUAAUGGAUCUGUAUUGGAGGAGACAGAGAGUGUGAUCACAGCCAGUGGGAUUGAGGAGUUCAAUAAUGCUCAACAUCAAGUGUGCGUGGAAAGGUCUCCGGAGGGUGCUUUUCUGCGGGUUGAGGCCUCACCAGAGGUAAUAAUGGGGGUGGAAUUGUCGCCUGAGGCAGAGUCGGAUCCUGUGAUGUCGCCGACGACAGUGGCUGCAAUGGCAUCACCACCCGAGGGUUUGGAGAAGACGAGCGUAUCAGAGGAGAAAUUUGAUAGGCUUAGUAUUGAGAGUGGAGGAGAAAGGAAUGUGUGGAAAAAGAAGAAGAUUUUUUCUGGGAAAGAUUGGUGGUGGAAGCAAGAAAAUGGAGGAGAAGGGAAGUCAGGAAGGGUGAAGGAUUAUGUGAUGGAAUGGAUUGGGAAUGAAAUAAAAAAGGAGAAACCGAAGAGCGAGUGGGUUGGAGUGUCAUCAAGCGCAGGAGUGGUUGGGAAAUUGGAAAAAAAGAAGAAGGAAAAGCAGCUAGAUUGGUGGGUGUCUUUAGAUGAAAAGAAGAAUUUGAAGAAGGAGAAGAGGAGGCCUGCAAGCGAGUGGUGGAAGGAAGAGUAUUGUGAGGAGCUCGAGAAGAAGAAUAAAAAAAAGAAAAAACAUUUGCAGGGUUCAAUCAGUGAUGAUUGUUAUAGUGGGAAUUGGGAGCCAAGAGACCAACUGUAUGCUGAUAUAAAGAAAAAAAGUAGGAACAGGAGUAGAGGUAGUGUGGAUUGGUGGUUGGAUGGGUUUAGUGGCGAGCUUUGGAGAGUGCGGAGAAGAAGUUAUGAUUCCAUCGGUGGGGAGAUACCUAAGAGUGGUGGUAUUAGCAGCACACCAAGUAUGAGAGGAACUGUGUGCUAUGUUGCACCAGAGUAUGGUGGUGGGGUUGAUAUAUCUGAGAAAUGUGAUGUUUAUAGUUACGGAGUUUUAUUGUUAGUUCUUAUUGCUGGACGUAGGCCACUUCAGGUGACUGGGUCACCCAUGUCAGAGUUCCAACGGGCCAAUCUUAUAUCUUGGGCGCGACAUGUUGCCUGUGCAGGGAAGCUUCUUGAUUUAGUUGAUCUGAAUAUUCAAUCUUUAAAUAAAGAGCAAGCCCUGCUAUGCAUCACCGUGGCACUACUGUGCCUGCAGAAGUCACCUGUGUGCCGGCCUUCAAUGAAUGAGGUGGUGGGGAUGCUGUGUGGAGAUUUAGAAUCUCCACAACUACCAGUUGAAUUUUCCCCAUCACCUCCCUCCCGCUUCCCAUUUAAGUUACACAAGAAAUUUUGGUAA
Molecule: messenger RNA, 2061 nt
Organism: Fraxinus pennsylvanica
Lineage: Eukaryota; Viridiplantae; Streptophyta; Magnoliopsida; Lamiales; Oleaceae
Source: the annotation of a GenBank genome assembly